Molecule: messenger RNA, 681 nt
Organism: Vicia villosa (hairy vetch)
Lineage: Eukaryota; Viridiplantae; Streptophyta; Magnoliopsida; Fabales; Fabaceae
Product: F-box/kelch-repeat protein At3g23880-like
Exons: 1
Coding region: 1-681 (226 amino acids)
Source: RefSeq, a predicted model, not a curated record
AUGAUAAUUCAACUGACACAUAAGAUUGUUGCGUCAGGUUCAAGGGGGAAAAAGGUGAAACUUUUUAGUUUCGGUACUGAUGAUGUUUGGAGAAACAUUCAAAGUUUCCCUUUGGUUCCUCGCGAGUAUGGUGUAUAUAGUGAACUGGGUGUUAGUGACAGUGUUCAUGUUAGUGGCAGUCUUAAUUGGCUGGCCAUUCGAUAUCAGUCUUGUCAUGCUUUAUAUGAUUGCAAAGUUAUUCCAAUUGACCAAUUUGUGAUGGUUUCACUUGAUUUGAGUAAGGAGACAUAUAGUGAGUAUCAAAUCCUUUGUGGUGUUGAUGAAGCGCCACUGCUUGAGCCAAUUCUUGUUGUGUUGAUGGACUGUCUUUGUUUUUGUCAUGAUUUGCAUGGAACUGAUCUGGUUAUAUGGCGGAUGAAGAAAUUUGGAGUUGAAGAGUCUUGGACUCAGUUUAUCAAAGUUAGUUACCAGAGUUUUUCAUAUGAUUUUCCAAAAUUGAUCUUGUUCCCGUUGUGCCUUUCCCCGAAUGGCGAGACAUUGAUUUUCGGAUGGAAUGGUGGAGAUAAGCAAGCCAUUCUUUAUAAUUUGAGAGAUGAUAGAGCUGAGAAAACUACGAUUACCAAUGAAGUUGAGUGGUUUAGGUCCAAAGUUUAUGUUGAAAGCUUCGUUUCAACUAGUUGA